ACCAGCUGCUCGCUGGUUUCUCCCUUGCCUCCCGCGUGCACCGAAGAUGGCGGCCGCUGCGGGAAGGUUUCUCUGGUCCUCGGUUGCUCAGCAUGUGAGUGCCAUUUCCCGGGGUAUUUCUGCCUCAGCGUUUCUUAGGCCUGUUGCUUCUAGAAGAACCUGCUUGUCAGACGUAGUGUGGUCUGCCUCUGCCCAAACAAAGUUUGCCUUUAGCACCAGUUCCUCAUUCCACACCCCGGCUGUCACCCAGCAUGCACCCUAUUUUAAGGGUACUGCUGUUGUCAAUGGAGAGUUCAAAGAGCUGAGUCUUGAAGACUUUAAGGGAAAAUACUUGGUGCUUUUCUUCUACCCUUUGGAUUUCACGUUUGUGUGUCCUACAGAAAUCGUUGCUUUCAGUGACAAAGCCAAUGAAUUUCAUGAUGUAAACUGUGAAGUAGUUGCAGUUUCAGUGGAUUCCCACUUUAGCCAUCUUGCCUGGAUCAAUACACCAAGGAAGAAUGGUGGCUUGGGCCACAUGAACAUCACGCUGUUGUCAGAUUUAACUAAGCAAAUAUCCAGAGACUACGGAGUGCUGUUGGAAGGUGCUGGCAUUGCACUCAGAGGCCUCUUCAUUAUUGACCCUAAUGGCGUCAUCAAGCACCUGAGUGUCAAUGACCUCCCAGUGGGACGCAGCGUGGAAGAAACCCUCCGUUUGGUGAAGGCAUUCCAGUUUGUAGAGAGCCACGGAGAAGUCUGCCCUGCCAACUGGACACCAGAGUCCCCUACGAUCAAGCCAAGUCCAGCAGCUUCCAAAGAAUACUUUGAGAAGGUCCAUCAGUAGGUCAUCCCAUGGCUGGUGUUCACGCAAAGCUUCUCAUGCCAGAAAAGAGCCACAGCUGGAAUCCUUUCAGUGACCUGAAGAUUAUUUAUAGAUGGCAAAUCGUCAUCAUGCUUCUGUUUAUGAGUGCUGCCCCAUGGGCUUUGUUUUGUAAAGCAGGCUCGGGCUCUCUAAAGAUGGGUAGCUGCUUCCAUAGCUAUCCUUACUAGGCACUUGUUGAUGGCUAACCGAUUCCCCCAUUUCUUAGAUCAUGUCUUCAAAGGAUUAGCAUUCUUCUCCUUAGCCUGCUCUGAACAUCGGUUUACAAUGCAGUAGCACAUAACACCGGCACUGAAAGCUUCUGAUCAAAGUCUUGAAAUUUCCUCUUGAUUUUUUUUGUGAAUUAAAUUGAAUUUCCCCAUUAUUUUUCUUAUUGUAUUCCUUAACUUAUAGUGUCCAUAGAUAUUGAUGAGGUAUAAUCAUGAAGGAUUGUGUCUAAUCCAAUGGUUAUAUUUUUAAAACCAUAAUCAUUUUCUUCAAGUGCUGGAUGUAAAGUAUAGUAUAAAAAUAAAUAUUUGCAUUUUU
Molecule: messenger RNA, 1381 nt
Organism: Phodopus roborovskii (desert hamster)
Lineage: Eukaryota; Metazoa; Chordata; Mammalia; Rodentia; Cricetidae
Gene: Prdx3
Product: peroxiredoxin 3
Exons: 7
Coding region: 47-820 (257 amino acids)
Biological process (GO): hydrogen peroxide catabolic process; cell redox homeostasis; response to oxidative stress
Cellular component (GO): mitochondrion; cytosol
Molecular function (GO): thioredoxin peroxidase activity
Source: RefSeq, a predicted model, not a curated record